AUGUCUUCCACGCCAUCUCAACCACCACCGGCCACCGGCCCCUCUGCGCAAUCAGACCCCGCCACCUUCGCUCACAUCGAGAACUACAUCUCAACCCGCUGCAACGCAUCCCCAAUCUACGCCUUCCUCUUUAACCCCGGCCUGAAGCUCACUCACGCCUCCAAGGGACUCAUCAUCGCACGCCUGCCCGUCACCGCGAACCAUUUGAACUCGUCAGGAAGCAUCCACGGCAGUGUCUCGGCGACCAUUGUGGACUGGGCUGGCGGCUUGGCGAUCGCGGCAUGGGACCUCCGUGAGGCAACGGGUGUGAGCGUCGAUAUCAACAUCAGCUACCUCUCAGGCGCCAAGUUGGGAGACGAAAUUGAGAUUGAGGGCAAGAUUGAGAAGGUCGGAGGCAGCUUGGCGUUCACCCACGUCAACAUCUACAAGGUCAACCCAGCCGACGGGACCAGGGGCGCCACGGUGGCGAACGGAAGGCACACCAAGUUCGUGAGAAGUCGAUGA
Molecule: messenger RNA, 504 nt
Organism: Colletotrichum abscissum
Lineage: Eukaryota; Fungi; Ascomycota; Sordariomycetes; Glomerellales; Glomerellaceae
Product: thioesterase superfamily protein
Exons: 1
Coding region: 1-504 (167 amino acids)
Molecular function (GO): fatty acyl-CoA hydrolase activity
Source: RefSeq, a predicted model, not a curated record